AUGAGCGGUGAGCCGGUGCCGCCCAUCUUUCUGAACUGCUCCAGUAUAUUCAUAUUCGGAAAAGAUGAAAAAUAUGCCAGCUGUCCGAUAGAAAAUGGCACUGAUCCGUGUUAUUUACUCAAAGAAGUUCAUCGAGCAAAGGAGUUCCGAACUUAUUUUCUAGCGAUACUUCCAAUAGUUCUCUCUGUGAUUGCAUGUCUACUUAAUAUUGGUUAUUUGAUGGCUCAACUGAAAUGUUUUAGCCAAGAGAAGACUAGCUUCAAAAAGCGCCAAGUGUUUCUGAUAAGUCGUUCCCUAUCAAUUAUUCUGGCUAAUUUGUUAUUUUAUGUUGUUGUUAUUGUUUGGAAAGCUAAUGGAUUUGUCUAUACUUCUGCAAUGAUAUUUAUUCUCAUUGGAGGAAUCAACUUUUUAUCCGUCACAGGAACAUAUAUUGGUCUCACAAUCCUACUUUACACAGCAAUUGUCCAUCAGUUUUGGUACAUGACAAAACUAACUCUAACACAUUGUUGGCUUAUUAUUGGAUUGAUUUGGAUUCUUUCGACUGCUUCAUCGGUGUGCAUUGGUCUAUGGGGAGCAACAUUAUUCUAUCCUGAAUCUGCUCCAAUAUCUUGUUCAUUCGAAUCAUGUCAGCAACCACUGGCUAUCAUUAUUGUAGUUGGAUUAUCAAUAUGUUAUGGAACAGUUAUUGUUCUUUAUAUUGCAAUGAUGACAAGGUUGCAUCGACUCGUUCGAAAAUCAUCACUUGUUCAAUCAAGAUCCAAAUCCAACAGUAUGACAGCAAUGAAACGACUUGGAUUGAAUAUGAUAACGUUCGCUGUUGGAAGUGUUCCAAUUCUCAUCGUUUGUAUUGUUGCUCUUGCAAAUCUCCGUGACUUAUCUUCACUUGGAGAAGGAUGUAAAAGUCCUUGUAAGACAUUUCUUCACAGUUCGCUCUUUGUCGAAGUUGAGAUUUUGGCAAGUGUCGCUGCUAUAGUAUGGAUCAUCGCAAUGAUAGCCGAUCCAGUCAUCAACAUAUUGGCUGACAAGAAGCUUCGUGGAGUAUUCGCAAAACAGAUAACACGGGUUUCACAAAGAAUGCGACGAGCCUCAACAAAAUCCACAAUUUCGACGGAUGAUCAAUAA
Molecule: messenger RNA, 1122 nt
Organism: Caenorhabditis remanei
Lineage: Eukaryota; Metazoa; Nematoda; Chromadorea; Rhabditida; Rhabditidae
Exons: 6
Coding region: 1-1122 (373 amino acids)
Biological process (GO): G protein-coupled receptor signaling pathway
Cellular component (GO): membrane
Molecular function (GO): G protein-coupled receptor activity
Source: RefSeq, a predicted model, not a curated record